Messenger RNA from Lepus europaeus (European hare), 1795 nucleotides. Its product is annotated as UDP-glucuronosyltransferase 2B13-like. NCBI's taxonomy places the organism in Eukaryota, Metazoa, Chordata, Mammalia, Lagomorpha, Leporidae. The transcript has 6 exons. The record is from RefSeq and is a predicted model, not a curated record. The coding region runs from base 27 to 1349 and encodes 440 amino acids. Gene Ontology annotation, molecular function: UDP-glycosyltransferase activity.
GAGAGGAAGCACUGCACUUCACCAGGAUGUCUGUGAAAUGCAUUUCAGUUCUGCUGCUGCUGCUACAGCUGAGCUGCUGCUUCAGCUCUGGGAGCUGUGGGAAGGUGCUGGUGUGGCCUGUGAAGUACAGUCACUGGAUGAAUAUGAAGACAAUCCUGGAUGAACUUGUCCAGCGAGGCCAUGAAGUCACUGUCCUGAGAUCUUCAGCUUCUAUUGUAAUUAGUUCCAACAAUGAAUCGGGAAUUAAAUUUGAAACUUUCCAUACAUCCUACAGUAAAGAUGAAAUCGAGGAUUUUUUCAUGGAUUUGAUCUAUGCAAUGAUAUAUAAUGUGUCAUUAGAUAGCUAUUGGGAAACCUUUCCAUUAAUGAAAAUGAUUGUUUUAAAAAAUUCUGACAUUCAUGAAGCUAUCUGCAAAGAAGUCGUUUUGAACAAGAAACUCAUGACAAAGCUGCAGGAAUCAAGAUUUGAUGUUGUUCUUGCAGAUCCUGUUAGUACUGGUGGUGAGCUGCUGGCUGAGUUACUUAAAAUACCCCUCCUGUACAGUCUUCGUAGCUUUCCUGGCUACUUAUUGCAAAAGCAUGGUGGAGGACUCUUACUGCCUCCUUCCUAUGUACCUGUUAUGAUGUCUGGUCUAAGCAGUCAAAUGACAUUCAUGGAGAGGGUGCAAAAUCUGCUAUGCAUGCUUUACUUUGACUUUUGGUUCCCAAAAUUUAAUGAGAAGCGAUGGGAUCGAUUUUAUAGUGAAGUACUGGGUAGACCUGUUACAUUCUUGGAGCUAAUGGGGAAAGCUGACAUGUGGCUCAUUCGAAGCUCCUGGGACUUGGAGUUUCCUCGCCCACUUUUACCAAACUUUGAUUUCAUUGGAGGGCUCCACUGCAAACCUGCCAAACCUCUGCCUCAGGAGAUGGAAGACUUUGUGCAGAGCUCUGGAGAAGAGGGAGUGGUGGUGUUUUCCCUGGGGUCUAUGAUCAGUGACCUAACAGAAGAAAGGGCCAAUGUGAUUGCAUCAGCCCUUGCCCAGCUGCCACAGAAGGUUCUUUGGCGAUUUGAAGGCAAGAAACCAGACACGUUAGGAUCCAACACUCGGCUCUAUAAGUGGAUGCCCCAGAAUGACCUUCUUGGUCAUCCAAAAACCAAGGCUUUUAUAACUCAUGGUGGAGCCAAUGGUGUCUUCGAGGCAAUCUACCAUGGCAUUCCUAUGGUGGGCAUUCCUUUGUUUGGAGAUCAACUUGAUAACAUUGUCUACAUGAAGGCCAAGGGAGCAGCUGUUAAGUUGGACUGGAAAACAAUGUCAAGUGCAGAUUUGCUCAAUGCCUUGAAGACAGUCAUUAAUGACCCUUCGAAUUGAAGGACUUUGUCCAGAUCUCUGGAGAAAAAGGUAUUGUGAUGGUUUCUCUGGGGUCAGUGAUCCUGAAUAUAUCAGCAGAAAGGGCCAGUGUGAUUGCAUCAGCCCUUGACCAGACUCCACAAAAAGGUCUUCUUACAGAAACAUCCUGUGUAAAAGGAAAACUGUUAUGGCAGUUCUAAUGUAUAUACAAAAUCACCUAAAAUAUAUACAACUACAUGGCACAUGCUAAAUUAAGAGACUGAGUUUUGUUCAUAAUAACUUUGGCAAUUAACAUUGGUAUCAGAAAGAAAUAUAUUUACGAGAUGCAACGGGAAGUUGGCAUUAUCGUGCUAUGUCAGGCAAUUACACAAAAGUCCUCAAAUUCUGCUAAGUCAUGCCCUCCUUUCCUUGCAAGUUUGACUGAGGACACUGUACACUCUAUUGAUGUUAUCAAGAACGAAAGAAAU